Molecule: messenger RNA, 4239 nt
Organism: Coregonus clupeaformis (lake whitefish)
Lineage: Eukaryota; Metazoa; Chordata; Actinopteri; Salmoniformes; Salmonidae
Gene: dag1
Product: dystroglycan 1
Exons: 3
Coding region: 820-3450 (876 amino acids)
Biological process (GO): nerve development; muscle attachment; axon guidance
Cellular component (GO): dystrophin-associated glycoprotein complex; basement membrane; dystroglycan complex
Molecular function (GO): calcium ion binding; laminin binding
Source: RefSeq, a predicted model, not a curated record
UUCAUUCCUACAGGGCUCCCUUCUCAGACAGAGCUCAAAGACGUAGCUAACAGACACUUGGUGUGCGCAUCGGGGAGAGAGAGAGAGAGAGAAAGAGAAAGAGAGAGAGAGAGAGGGAGAGAGAGCUGGCUAAAUGGGUGUAAUUAUACAUCUCUAGCUUGAUCCGGAAGGUUAUUUUUGCCACCUAGCCCGUCAUGUAAUUGCCCUUGGCUUUCUAUCCUUAGGUUUUUCUUUUUCUUUUUUUUGUUAAGUUGAUUUCCAGCCCAGCAGUAGCCUACCUACCAUCACAGAGAAGCCAAGUAGGACUUGUAAUCAAAUACCAGUGGUGCGGUUUUUUUGGUAGGUUAGGGCUGUUGCGUUUCAAAAGGGUGGUGGACCAGACACAAGCUUCGUGUGGAGACUGUCACUUUAACUAUACAUCUAGCGAACAAGGCAACAGCCGACCGCAAGUAGACCUGACACCUCUAUUUGUAGGAGACGUCCCGAGAAGGAGUGUCUCUCUCCAAAACCGGGCUGUUCCCGUAGUGAUCUUUUCAAUCCCGCUACAAAGAAGAGGAUUUCAAGGAAUAUAAUAUAUGCACAGAUUAAAAGGCUGACUUGACAAUGGGAUCUACAAAGCACUGAAGAGGCUCUGACAAAAGAACAGGGGAACCAGGAGGAAAGGAGAGGAGUAAAACAAAACAAAAGGAGAAGGAGAAGGAGCCUUUAUUGAAAAGAAAAGCGGAGGUCGGCUCGGGGAGUCUGUCGGUGUGGGGUUGGGGUGCAUGCUGUCCUCUCCUUUGUGAGAGAGAGAGAGAGAGAGUUAACAAGAGACAAAGAAUGUGCAAUAAACAGAGAGGAGAGUGUCGAGCGGCGGAGGAGGCUGGAGCGGGAUUGCCUGGUCUGGGCAGCAGAACCAGUGUGCUACUGCUACUGGCUCUCCUGGUAGCCAUGGUCCAGGCUCAGGGACCGGUGGAGGUGCUGGACGGACCCGGGGAGCUGGAGGCCUCCAUGCACUCCUCCAUACUCUCAGACUUCCAGGUGGUGGAGGCAGCGGUGGAGGCCCUGGAGCCGUUGGUGGCUGCAGUAGGAGCAGGGGGAGUGGCAGGGUUCCCUGACUCGUCUGCUGUGGUGGGCCGGGUGUUUCAGAUUAAGUUCCCGGUGAAGACAGACUACACCAGCAACACGAAGAUAACUGAGUCAGGCAAGGAGACGCUACCAACAUGGCUUCACUGGGACUGGAAGAGCAACGUCCUACAGGGUCUACCGCUGGAGGAGGACAAGGGUGUCCACUACAUCACCGUCUCCACAUCCAACGGCAGCCAGGACAUCUUCUCCAUCGAGGUGCACCCAGAGGAACACGCCGACACCGACCCGAUCCAGCUUGCCAUCCAGUCGGCGUCCAACAAUGAGGUCCAGCCGUUCGUCUGCGGCACAGAGGAACCGGUGACGGUGCUCACUGUGAUUCUAGACGCCGACCUCACCAAGAUGAGCUCCAGGCAGAGGGUGGAGCUGCUGGGCAAGAUGAAGAAGUUCUCUGGCGUGGCGCUCCAGCACAUGAAGAUACUUCCCGUGGUCAACAACAGAUUGUUCGACAUGUCCGCCUUCAUGGCCGGACCAGGAAAUGCCAAAAAGGUGGUGGAGAACGGAGCCCUGUUAUCCUGGAAGCUAGGAUGUUCCCUAGACCAGAGUAAUGUCCCCAACAUCAGCAGCGUCCAGGCGCCGGCGAAAGAAGGCACUAUGUCUGCUCAGCUGGGAUACCCUGUGGUCGGUUGGCACAUCGCCAACAAGAAGCCUCAUAUCCCCAAACGAGUGAGGCGCCAGCUCAACAAUACCCCUACCCCUGUUCUAGCUGUGCUUCCCCCAACGUCUGUUGUCGAGCCCCCUGUUCGCAUUGUACCCACCCUGUCGUCACCUGCCAUUGCUGCCCCCACAGACAGCUCUGCCCCACCCAUUAGAGGGCCUGUGCCCUUGCCCAUGAAGCCCACGAUCCGUGUCAGAGACUCCUAUGCCCACACUCCCACUCAGGGUGCACCCCUGCCAACCAGAGUGAUGGAGUCCACUAGUACCAUCUCCAUUCAACCCACCAUGACCAGGCAUACCGUUGUGGAAGCCACUCCGACACUCCCUCCACCCACCACAGUCGCCACCAGAAAGCCAACCAAGAAACCAAAGAGACCGAAGACCACUCCGAUGCCAAGGGAACCCAAGACCACCACUGCCAAACCAGCCAGACGCACCACCCCUUCGUCCAUCGUGCCUGACCCAAGAAACGAGAAACCAGAUCUCCGCAACCCCAUCGAUCAGGUCAAUGCCUUCGUGGGCACAUACUUUGAGGUGAAGAUCCCAUCCGAUACAUUCUUUGACAAGGAGGACGGUACGACAGACAAACUGAGGUUGACCCUGAGGAUGAACCACAACGAAGUUGUCGCGGACGACUCCUGGAUACAGUUUAAUAGCACAAGCCAGCUGCUGUACGGUCUUCCAGACUCAAAUCACGUUGGGAAGCACGAGUACUUCAUGCAGGCCACCGAUAAGGGCGGUCUGAAUGCGAUCGAUGCCUUCGAGGUCCGCGUGAACCGCUGGGCAUCCAACGAUAAGUCCCCGGUCCUGUUCCAGGCCCGCUUACAUGGAGAACCUCGCCUGGUGACCAACAACAUCCACAAGAAGAUCCUGCUCAUCAAGAAGCUGGCGUACUCGUUCGGUGACCGCAACAGCAGUACGGUCACCCUGAGGAACAUCACCAAGGGAUCCAUCGUGGUGGAAUGGACGAACAACAGCCUCCAGCAGAACCCCUGUCCCAAGGAGCAGAUCCAGACCAUGUCCAGGAGGAUCUCCGAUGCCCAGGGAAGGCCCUCCCAGACCUUCAUCUCCGCCAUGGAACCUGACUUCAUACCCAUCAGCAUCAAGGUCAACGGAAUGGGUGCCUGCCGGAACUACAUGUUUGUCCCGCCGGGUGAAAUCACUAUCCCUAUCCCACCGGCCGUCACGCCGGCGCUGGGCACCGGACGCCAGAGCACGGACGACGUCUACCUCCACACGGUGAUCCCGGCCGUGGUGGUGGCGGCCAUCUUGCUGAUCGCCGGCAUCAUCGCCAUGAUCUGCUACCGCAAGAAGCGCAAGGGCAAGCUGACCAUCGAGGAUCAGGCUACCUUCAUCAAGAAGGGGGUGCCCAUAAUCUUCGCAGAUGAGCUAGACGACUCCAAGCCCCCUCCGUCCUCCUCCAUGCCCCUCAUCCUGCAGGAGGAGAAACCCCCUCUGCCCCCGCCGGAGUACCCCAACAUGGCCAGUCCAGAGACCACCCCCCUGAACCAGGACCUUCUGGGUGAGUACACGGCUCUGAGGGACGAGGACCCCAACGCGCCCCCCUACCAGCCCCCGCCCCCCUUCACCGCCCCCAUGGAAGGUAAAGGAUCUCGUCCAAAGAACAUGACCCCCUACAGAUCCCCGCCACCCUACGUGCCACCCUAAGGUUAGCUGGCUCCUCCAGAGAAGGAGGAGGGAAGCAGGGGGACUUGUAACGGUCUCAAUCCAGUGUUGUCUGUUUGGAAAUAAGGGGUGGGAGGAGGAGGACAAAGUGGGAACAAACUUUGGAUUUUGGGUUGGGAGGGUUUUGGGGUGAUCUGAUUGAGUCUGAGUUGAAGUUGUUGGAAAGAUGGGAGGGAGGGAGAACUAGGUGGUAACUGCGGCAACAGUAUCCACAACAAGGACACUAUUCAGUCUCUUAUCGUCUCAUUGGCUACAGCUGUACAGCUAGUUUGGGAAGACAUGCCCCUCUUGUCCCAGUGCUUUUUUUUUCUUCUUCUCAGUUUGAAACUAAAUGGGCUUUGUUUUAUUUUAUGUAUUUGAUUCUUUUUUUGGGGGGGGGGGGGCUGACUUCAACCGAAAUCAAGCUACUUGCUUAACAGCACUCUUUUUAUGUUAUUUUAUCUUGAAUAAUACAAGAACGUAAUAAACAAACACACUGCAGGCAAAAAGGUUUUGAAUAGAGAGAGAGUUCUAUGAAUGAAAACAAAAACAACAUAAUCAUGUGGAUCUGUGCCAGCCCUGCAUCCAGCCCUGAGGCCAGACAGACAGACAACACAGUGGUGGGUCAGUGUUUGGAGUCAAUAAGGUUUGUCUUUUAACACUAAUUGUAUAUUUGUAUCCUUAUUCACACAAGAUGAGCAUAACAAAGUUAGCCAAAAAAAUUAUUAGAAAUUAGUUUUAAAAAUGUUUUGUUUCUUUUAUUAUUUUUGUUUUUAAUAGUUUUAGAUAGAU